Mucor mucedo is the source of this 279-nucleotide messenger RNA. RefSeq lists its product as uncharacterized. The transcript has a single exon. The annotation marks the transcript as partial. The record is from RefSeq and is a predicted model, not a curated record. NCBI's taxonomy places the organism in Eukaryota, Fungi, Mucoromycota, Mucoromycetes, Mucorales, Mucoraceae.
GGACGUCUCUUGGGUUUCGAAAGAUUGAAUAAGCUACAAGACAGAAAUUUGCAAACAAAGGAUUUCAAUGCGUUGACUCCUGCUUUGGUAGUGAUGACUCGAGACGAAGAGUAUGUCGACAAGUCCUUCCCAGUGGGUACCGAGGUCAUGAGAGUACGCCUCAAUAAAUUCUCAAAACUUGACACAAAUUUCCACCCUGAAGUAUUUACUGUUGUCUCCUCAUUUGACAAUGGCACUUGUCAGUUAGCUGAUGGUAAAGAUAGAUUGUUGAAAAGAAGA